Molecule: messenger RNA, 2206 nt
Organism: Juglans regia (Persian walnut)
Lineage: Eukaryota; Viridiplantae; Streptophyta; Magnoliopsida; Fagales; Juglandaceae
Product: protein NRT1/ PTR FAMILY 5.6-like
Exons: 4
Coding region: 147-1922 (591 amino acids)
Biological process (GO): transmembrane transport; dipeptide transport
Cellular component (GO): membrane
Molecular function (GO): dipeptide transmembrane transporter activity; tripeptide transmembrane transporter activity
Source: RefSeq, a predicted model, not a curated record
GCUCCUCAUAUCACACCAAUCAUAUUCUCUCUACGGCCACUUGCUUAAAUCCUCUUUCGAAUCGUAUAGCUAGCUACCAGCUAGCCUUGCUUUCUUAUAAAUUCUAUCAGCUUCCUGAUAUUAGCUUAAGGAAGUGAUCUGAGGAGAUGGAGGAGACCAGUAAGCAGGGAGCAGGUCAACCAAGAGAUCAGACUGACCAGGAGAAAUUAUUGGUUUAUGAUUCUUCUGUGGAUCAUAAAGGAAAAGUGCCUCUUCGGGCUUCCACUGGUGUUUGGAAGGCCUCCAGGUUUAUUAUUGCAAUCGAGUUCAGUGAGAGAUUGAGUUACUUUGGAAUUGCAACCAGCUUGAUCCUUUACCUCAGCAAAGUAAUUCAUCAAGACCUAGAGACAGCAGCCAAGAACGUGAACUACUGGUCUGGUGUUACUACUUUGAUGCCACUGUUGGGAGGGUUCAUAGCUGAUGCUUACUUGGGCCGAUUCUCGACAGUGCUCGUGUCAACCAUCAUCUAUCUCAUGGGUCUGAUCCUCCUGACGUUGUCUUGGUUCAUGCCAGGCUUAAAGGCUUGUGAGACUGAUAUGUGCAUAAAGCCUAGGAAGGUUCACGAGGUGGCUUUUUUCCUUGCCAUUUACAUGAUCUCAGUAGGAACUGGAGGGCAUAAACCCUCUUUGGAGAGCUUUGGAGCGGACCAGUUUGAUGAUGAUCACACUGAAGAAAGAAGGCAGAAGAUGACAUACUUCAACUGGUGGAACUUUGCCCUUUGUGCUGGAGUUCUACUUGGUGUGACUGUGAUUGUGUAUGUGCAAGACCAUGUGAACUGGGGUGCUUCAUAUAUCAUACUCACGGUAGUCAUGGCAGUGUCGAUGGUUAUCUUCAUCAUAGGAAGGCCAUUUUAUCGUUACAGACAUUCAACAGGAAGCCCCUUGACGCCAUUGUUGCAAGUUCUUGUAGCAGCCAUACGCAAGAGAAAUCUUCCUUAUCCUUCCAGUCUAGCUCAAUUGUUUGAAAUUCCCAAGGAAGAGAAAACCAAAGGGAGAUUCCUGUGUCACACAAACAAACUCAAAUUUCUUGACAAAGCAGCUGUUCUUGAAGACAACGAUAAUCCAGCUGAGAAGCAGAGUCCUUGGAAACUUGCGACCGUGACAAAGGUUGAGGAGUUGAAGCUUGUUCUGAACAUGAUCCCCAUAUGGCUCGCUACUUUGCCAUUCGGAAUUUGUAUAGCACAAGGGACCACCUUUUUUAUCAAACAAGGUGCUAUACUAAACCGAAAGAUUGGAAAUGGUUUUGAGCUUCCCCCGGCCUCGAUUUACGCCGUUGCUGCCAUUGGAAUGAUUAUCUCUGUCACCAUCUACGAAAAAAUCCUCGUUCCCACUAUAAGAAAGGCAACAGGAAACGAGCGAGGCAUCACUAUCCUACAGAGGAUUGGCAUUGGAAUGCUAUUCUCCAUCCUUGUAAUGGUAGUUGCAGCCCUUGUUGAGAAGAAAAGGCUAGGCGUAGUGGAGAAUGACCCCAGAAAGAGUUCACUUUCCAUGAGUGUUUUCUGGUUGGCUCCUCAAUUUCUCAUCCUCGGUAUUGGAGAUGGAUUUGCUCUAGUGGGCUUGCAGGAGUAUUUUUAUGAACAAGUCCCAGACUCUAUGAGGAGUUUAGGCAUUGCAUUUUACCUAAGUGUGAUAGGAGCUGCAAACUUCGUCAGUAGUUGGUUGAUAACCAUUGUUGGACGUUUAACCAAGAAGGAUGGACACGGUUGGUUUGGUAAAGAUUUGAAUACUAGCCGUUUGGACAAAUUCUAUUGGCUGUUGGCUGGAAUUUCUGCUGUGAACAUGCUCUUUUUUGUGCUCUUGGCUCGAAGGUAUUCUUACAAAAAUGUGCAGAGGGUGGCUGUGGCAGACUGCAAUAUUGAAGGCGAUGAUGAUGCCAUGGUAUAGGUAGUAUAUCUUUCAAGGAAGGAGCAUAUAGAACUGCAACUAGCUUAAUGUCUAAAUAUUUAAAUGAUGAUCAAACUAAGGAAAAAAAAUUUAUUCUUAGAAGUUAGAAAUGCAAUUCUGAUUGAAGUUUGUGUAAGCAUAUGUAAUUCUGAUUGCAAAUCAUGUUAACAUCAUGCUAAAGCAUCAUGAUUUACAUGAGAUCCAACUAUUUGUGUUUGUUUCGUUGCAGAAAAACAAUUUCGGACUGUCAAAUUGGAAAAAGUUUCUUAGGAAACAAAUUAUGA